CGCGAGCUAAAGGCACGGCGGCUGGACCCGGCGCGGGCAGCGGAGGCCGGAGACCGCCCGGGGCGGCGUGCGCGCUUUGUUUCCGCGCGGGCGGCCGGCGGGCGGAGCGAGCGGCCGGAGACCCGCCCGGGGAUGGACCGGGCGGCCGCCCCGCGCGCCGCGGCCCCGCCUGGCGCCUGAGCGCGGUCGGCGCCAGAAGACAGCGCGCGGAUUGCCCCCAAGUUACGGAGGCAGGGACUGAGUUCGAAGGAAAAGCCACUUCAGGAACCGGGUCGCGAGAGUGCAAUCGCCUCCGGUCCACCGGACCUCUGGACCCAGACAGGAAGGAGAAGGCCACCGCGAUGCCCGACUCCCCGGCUGAGGUGAAGACGCAGCCCCGGGCCACGCCCCCCAGCAUGCCGCCCCCACCGCCUGCUGCAUCCCAAGGGGCCACACGACACCCCUCCUUCACGCCCCACACAAAUCGAGAGGACGGGCCUGCGAUGUCUCUGCCCCAUGGCCGUUUUCAUGGCUGCUUAAAAUGGUCUAUGGUCUGUCUCUUGAUGAACGGCAGCAGCCACUCGCCCACAGCCAUCGGAGGCGCCCCGUCCACGCCCAACGGCUUCAGCAAUGGCCCGGCCACCUCAUGCUCGGCCGCACUAUCCACGCAGCAGCUGCCCCCAGCCUGCGGGGCCCGGCAGCUCAGCAAGCUCAAGCGCUUCCUGGCCACCCUGCAGCAGUUCGGCAGCGACAUCUCCCCGGAGAUCGGGGAGCGCGUGCGCACGCUGGUGCUGGGGCUCGUGAACUCCACGCUGACCAUCGAGGAGUUCCACUCCAAGCUCCAGGAGGCCACCAACUUCCCACUGCGGCCAUUUGUCAUCCCUUUCCUGAAGGCUAACCUGCCCCUGCUGCAGCGGGAGCUCCUGCAUUGCGCCCGCCUUGCCAAGCAGAGCCCUGCACAGUACCUGGCCCAGCACGAGCAAGCCCUGCUGGAUGCUGACGCCUCUUCCCCUGUCGACUCCUCGGAGCUCCUGCUGGAGGUUAACGACAACGGCAAGAGGAGGACCCCUGACAGGACCAAAGAGAAUGGGUCAGACCGGGACCCACUGCACCCAGACCACCUCAGCAAACGGCCGUGCACACUGAGCCCCGCCCAGCGCUACAGCCCCAGCAACGGGCUGCCCCACCCACCACCGCCCCCACACUACCGCCUGGAGGACAUGGCCAUGGCCCACCACUUCCGGGACUCCUACCGCCACCUUGACCCCCGGGAGCUGCGGGAACGCCAUCGGCAGCUGGCAAUGCACGGAUCCAGGCCUGAGGAAGUGAUUGACCACAGGCUCACGGAGCGCGAGUGGGCGGAAGAGUGGAAGCACCUCAAUAACCUCCUGAACUGUAUCAUGGACAUGGCCGAGAAGACGCGGCGGUCACUGACCGUGCUGCGCCGCUGCCAGGAGGCCGACCGCGAGGAGCUCAACCACUGGAUCCGGCGCUGCAGCGACGCAGCAGAGGACGGCAAGAAGGGCCCUGGGCAGACCGCCCGGCCCCUCAGCAGCUCUGUGGGCACAGAGGGUGCUCAACUAGAUGUCCACCGGGACUUCAUGCCUCGGACCCUGUCUGGCUACAUGCCCGAGGAGAUCUGGAGGAAGGCAGAGGAGGCGGUGAACGAGGUGAAGCGGCAGGCAAUGUCAGAGCUGCAGAAAGCCGUGUCUGACGCUGAGCGCAAGGCCCACGAGCUCAUCAGCACAGAGCGUGCCAAGAUGGAGCGGGCCCUGGCCGAGGCGCGGCGGCAGGCAUCCGAGGACGCCCUCACUGUGGUCAACCAGCAGGAGGACUCCAGCGAGAGCUGCUGGAAUUGCGGGCGCAAGGCCAGUGAGACGUGCAGCGGCUGCAACGCGGCCCGCUACUGCGGCUCCUUCUGCCAGCACAAGGACUGGGAGAAGCACCACCAUGUGUGCGGACAGAGCCUGCAGGGCCCCACAGCCGCCGUGGCCGAGCCCGUGCCUGGACAGUCCGACACCGCCACGGGCCUGGGCCCCUGCCUGCCCCCGGCCGCUGCCAGCCCCAGCGAGGCGGGCUCCACUGGGCCUUCCCGCCCCGGCUCCCCUGGCCCACCCGGCCCCCUGGACGCAGCGCCCCGCUGACCCGCCAGGACCUGAUGGCCAUCGAACUGCCCAGCCCCGCCCGGCCCGCAGGACGCGCACCCAGCCCUGGGAGCCGACUAUGGGAGUCACCGCUGCUACUGCUUCUCUCCAAAAGAAAACAGAACCAACAAGACUGCAUCCACACGACUUCCUCAGCUACCUGACGAUCACACCUCGACCUCUUCCAAAUCCUCAGAAGCCCCCUGCUGAACUUUAGGCGGCGGAUGGACGCCGGCCAGAGGUGACCAGCUCGUCCACAACCGCCUCUCUUUCCCUGUCUCGCUCUCUGUCUUGUUUUGCUCUCUUUAUGACUUUCACAUACUUUCUCUUCAAUGAAAAAAUCGAAUUGUUUGGUGGCUUAUAUUUUCAUUGAAGAAUUUUGGGGGACUUUGUGGCAAGAGAGCUACUCGGAAAUGGACAAAGAAAACUGGGGUUUUCUCCCCUUGCCUGAUUCAAAAGGGAAAAGGAAAACUGUUCUUUCAUAGCCGGAGAUCCGAGCCGCCAGUUCACAGAAACCACCUCAGGGGUGUGUGGCCAGUGCGGUGAGGGUGGUGAGAAAGAUGUCAGACUCAAGUCGUAAUUUUUCAUUUCAGAUUUUUUUCUCCUUUAAUGUCAAAUUCUUUGGCUUUAAGUAGAAAUCCAAAAAGUUUUUUUAAAAAAGAAAAAAAGGUAAAGGAAGCGUGCUGCAGUCCAUGGGGUCGCAAAGAGUCGGACACGACUGAGCGACGGAAUGAACUGAACUGAAAGGAAGCAUACCUGUAAACUACCUUGCCAGCUAGCUAGCCAAGGACGCCGGACACACCUCUGCUCCAAAGGAAAUCCAAAAAGCAUACACAAGAAGUCAGAAUCCAAAAUUUCGUUGUCACUGCCAAAGGAUGUUUUUCACUGUUUUCCUCCACGCCUGGGCUUGUUCCAAUGUCCGUCUUUUCUCUUGCUUUGAUUCUGUUUGGGGGGCGAUGGGGUAUUGGGAUUUGGAGUGUUUUGUCCAACAGGAAGCAACUUGUUUCUUUUCAACUCCAUGGCAGCGCCUCCGCUGGGGCCAGGUGGGGUGGGCAGUGAGGCCCUCGGCACCCACACAUGUGUGCAAGUGUGUGUGUGGAUGUGCACUGGGACGCACCCAGCAUGUAUCUGCACACACUCAGGAAGGGUAUCUUGUCCGUCCUCACACCCUCUGUGAAUUUCCAUCACAUUUCAUCCUUUCCACUUGUGAAAAAAGUGCUAUGUGUCCUUCCGAGAAAGAAUAUAAUUCCGAGACAAAACUGUGACAAUCUUUCGGGUUGAUUCUCGACUGCUUUUCUGAGCGCGAGGAGAUAGCCACCACGCCUUCCGCUGCUGCUUCUCCUCGCCCUCCUCUACCUCUGCUGCCCGCUACACGAGCCUGCCACCCAGCCCGUCUCUCCAUCCCAGCCCCCGUGUUUCCUGCAGCCCCUCUCUUGUCUUCACACUUUUGCAGAAAAAGGGAAAAAAAACCACAAAGAAAAGCAAUUUGCCCUCCCUGCACCUUCUGGAGACUUGACCAGCUGUAUAUAACCCUACAUUUUUGUCCAGCUCUUCCUCAGGGGAUGGUCUCUCUGAAGUCCCCACCCCAUGCCUCACCCUGACCCCCAUCCCACUCGCUCCCCCAGCGAUCUCAAGGAGGAAAUAAAGAAAUAAGGAAAUUCUGAUCUGUACUCAGUGGGAGAACAAACAGCAGACACGGUCUCUGAUCGGGGUUUUACUGCAUGGCUGUAAGAAGUUCCAGGACUGGAGUGCAAUAGUGACCAGCUACUGAAACCCAGAGCCCAGGGGCCUGCCGAGAGGCAAGAAGUCAAUGGUAUAUGAUAAUGUGUAUGUAUAUAGUCCUUGCAGAGGUCCAAAUGAUGAUAUUCAUGAUGAUGAUAAUAAAGAAGAAAUGUUUGCCAAAUAAAAAAUUAAGAGAAA
Messenger RNA from Capra hircus (goat), 4043 nucleotides. It is a transcript of the gene CBFA2T3, whose product is annotated as CBFA2/RUNX1 translocation partner 3. Lineage: Eukaryota; Metazoa; Chordata; Mammalia; Artiodactyla; Bovidae. The record is from RefSeq and is a predicted model, not a curated record. Bases 342 to 2123 code for a protein of 593 amino acids. Gene Ontology annotation, molecular function: transcription corepressor activity. The transcript has 12 exons. Gene Ontology annotation, cellular component: nucleus. Gene Ontology annotation, biological process: negative regulation of DNA-templated transcription; DNA-templated transcription.